AUGUCAACAAAAAUUAUUCGCUUCAAAGUUUUUUCCGUAUUAUCUAAAUGUUGUGCGCAAUUAUUAAAUCACAUUCGUAUUGUCAUCAACAAUUUAAUUUUUACUCAAAGUCAUGCAUGCGGUAGACAAAUGAAUGAAAGCAGAACGGAAUCAAAAGCGUCUUUGACUGUACAUGAAACGUUGCGAAUUUCAAGACAAAUGAGAGGCACAAAAAUUUCCCCCGUUAUGUAA
This is a messenger RNA of Clunio marinus, 231 nucleotides long. The record is from the annotation of a GenBank genome assembly. Lineage: Eukaryota; Metazoa; Arthropoda; Insecta; Diptera; Chironomidae.